This is a messenger RNA of Coccomyxa subellipsoidea C-169, 1314 nucleotides long. Its product is annotated as ribosomal protein S2 component of cytosolic 80S ribosome and 40S small subunit. The transcript has 6 exons. Gene Ontology annotation, cellular component: ribosome; cytosolic small ribosomal subunit. The record is from RefSeq and is a predicted model, not a curated record. Lineage: Eukaryota; Viridiplantae; Chlorophyta; Trebouxiophyceae; Coccomyxaceae. Gene Ontology annotation, molecular function: structural constituent of ribosome; RNA binding. The coding region runs from base 1 to 801 and encodes 266 amino acids. Gene Ontology annotation, biological process: translation.
AUGGCUGACCGUGGUCCACCCCGCGGUGACCGUGGCGAUCGUGGAGACAGAGGGCGCGGCCGUGGCCCCCGCAGGCCUCGUGGCAGGAAGGAUGAGGAGGAGAAGUGGGUGCCCUGCACCAAGCUUGGCCGUCUCGUACAGCAGGGCAAGAUCAAGAGUCUGGAGCAGAUCUUCCUCUUCUCCCUGCCAGUGAAGGAGUACCAGAUUGUGGAGAACUUCCUGGGCUCAGCGCUCAAGGACGAGGUCAUGAAGAUCAUGCCCGUGCAGAAGCAGACCCGUGCUGGACAAAGAACGCGCUUCAAGGCGUUCGUUGUGGUGGGUGACCACAAUGGACACGUGGGUCUGGGAGUGAAGUGCGCCAAGGAGGUGGCGACUGCCAUCCGCGGCGCCAUCAUCCAGGCCAAGAUGUCUGUGGUGCCCGUCAGGCGUGGCUACUGGGGUAACAAGAUCGGCAAGCCCCACACAGUCCCUACCAAGGUGACUGGCAAGUGCGGGUCCGUGUCUGUGCGGCUGAUCCCUGCCCCCCGUGGUGCCGGUAUUGUGGCCGCUCGCACGCCCAAGAAGGUGCUGCAGAUGGCUGGUAUUGAGGACUGCUACACCUCCGCCACCGGCUCCACCAAGACCCUUGGCAACUUUGUCAAGGCGACCUUCUACGCGCUGCGUGCGACCUACGGGUACCUGUCCCCCGAGCUGUGGACCGCAACCCGCUACACCAAGUCGCCCAUGCAGGAGUUCACUGACUUCCUGGCCAAGCCCACCGUGGGAGACAUCCCCCGCGCGCCACCCGUGACCACCUACUGAGCGCCUGCUGACUAGGAUGCACGCCUGAUUAGGACGCGUGCCUUCUGCCUGUUCGGGAGUUGUUCCCUUUGGGACACGUGCUGUUUGGGUGGGACCAGACUGUGCGCCUGGUCGGGAAGGAGACUGCUUUUGUGAGGGUGAAUCACUAUCAGGGCGAGAGGUGGCUCUGGCAUGGUGCCCAGGCAGCUCUGUCUGGGCAGGAGAUUGUUUGAGUGGGGCUGCUUGGAUGUUCUCUUGGUGAUUGUGGGGUAGGCCAGGAUCAUCAGGUAGUUGUUCAUGCGGCAUUCCAGAGAUGGCUUAGGACCUGAGAGCUUGCUGACCCAGUCGGCUCAGGAACAAGUGUUAUGCAAAGUCACCUGAUGCGCCAGGGUGUCUCUACGCCUGAAUGCAGCCUGCGCUAUAUUGAGUUUGAUAGCACGGCAAUGCUAAGCUUUCAACAUGUCGUGGGUGAUCUUCUGAUCGUGAGCGUGUUCUUCGCUUGACCAGGAGGUCGUGUAAAACAGUCUUGACAUC